UUUAGCUACUUCUCCGAAUAAUUUUCCAUAUUAGUUCCGUUAUAAUAUUUAUUUAUAACAAUUUGUGUAAAUUAAUUUUUAAUAUAUUUUUAUCGGUAAAUAUUUUAUUUUAAUAUUGAGAUUUUAAAUAAUGGAUAGCAGUGCUAGGGACAUAACAUUGUUAAAGGGUGAGAAAUCAGAGUUUCCUAUCCUAUGUGAAACUUGUCUGGGUCCAAAUCCCUUAAUUCGUAUGAUGAAGCAUACAAUGGGCCGGGAAUGUAAAGUCUGUGAACGUCCUUUUACCAUCUUCAGAUGGAAACCAGGCCCUAAAGCGAGAUAUAAACAGACAAUUAUCUGUCAAAUUUGUGCCAAAGUUAAAAAUCUAUGCCAAACUUGCCUAUUUGAUCUCGAAUACGGGCUGCCCAUCCAGGUGAGGGAUAAAUUCUCGAGUAACCCGUUGGAGUUGCCAGACUCGAACAAGAAUUUAAUAUAUAAACUAAAUGACAUACAAAAUAAUCCAUCAAACUAUCAACCAAACAGUAACGACGAGAUAUUGAGAAAGAUCGCAAGGGUGGCGCCGUAUUAUCGUAGAAAUAAGCCGAGGAUUUGUACAUUUUGGGUUCGAGGCGCUUGUAAUAGAGGAGAAGAGUGUCCCUACUCACAUGAAGAGGAUGCGUUUGAUCCGAGCCUGUCUAAACAGACGAUACUCAGUAGAUACAAGGGUAAAAAUGACCCGUUGGCAAAGAAAAUUAUUAGUCAGCUAGAGCAGAAACUUGAAGCGAAACCUGAAGACCAGGAGAAACCCAUGGAAUACCCAUCCAUGAACCCUGCCGAAGCCAUUAAACGCUUAAACUGAUUUUAUACCAUGUAAUAUGAAAUAUUUUAAAAGAUUA
Molecule: messenger RNA, 872 nt
Organism: Theileria parva strain Muguga
Lineage: Eukaryota; Apicomplexa; Aconoidasida; Piroplasmida; Theileriidae
Exons: 3
Coding region: 131-835 (234 amino acids)
Cellular component (GO): Prp19 complex; U2-type catalytic step 1 spliceosome; U2-type catalytic step 2 spliceosome
Molecular function (GO): metal ion binding; U6 snRNA binding; pre-mRNA binding
Source: RefSeq, a predicted model, not a curated record